CAUACUUACAUACAUACGUACAUAUGGAUAAGAAAAGAAACACCAUGAAAUUCGUACUAUUACUUUGCAUCCUCAGUGCUCUGCUGCUGCACAUUCAAGCAUCUCCCGUACAAAUGGUCGAACGUCAGGAGCGUGCCAUCGCGCGACAACAAGCUGUCAAUGAUGUAGCGCCCGCGGCAGCGCCGGCCGAUGAUGAUGAUGAUGAUGACGAUGAUGAUGACGAUGACGAUGACGAACCCGACCUAGGUGAUCUUGUGGACGAUGAUGAUGAUGAUGACGACGAUGAAGAGGACGAUGACGACGAGGAGGAUGACACGCCACAGGGUCAGGCGGCGCCAGCGGCGGCUGCUUCUGCCAGCGAUGAUGAUGAGGAUGACGACGAUGACGAUUAUCUAGAUCGUUUGUUCGAUGAUAUUCUAGGUGAUGAAGAUGAUGAGGAUGACGACGAUGAAGAUGCCAGUCCCGCCAUUGCAAGCGCACCCGUUGCCGCUGCGCCCGCGGCACCAGCUGCCUCUCUAGACGACCUUGCCCCCGUUGGCCAAUCAGCUCUGACUGCCGGCAUUUCAGAUGGUGUCGAUUUACCUGCCGAAAGUGCCAAUUCCGCCGACGCAAUAGCUUCUGGAAACUCAGCGGAUGAUGCCAUUGCUGCUUCAAGCAACAACAACGAAGGUGCCAUAACAGGUGAUGACGAUGAAGAUGACGAAGCCGAUGAUGAUGAUGACGACGACGAUGACAUCAUUGGUGACAAUGUCAUUGAAGCAAGACGUGAAGCACGAAACCUGAAGAAUAACAUUAUCGAAAUGACCAAUGACGCCUUCCAGGAGCGACACAAUCAAUUCAUUGAUUCGAUAUUCUCGCGCAUCAAUCGCAUUGUGGCUGACAAUUACGAUCCCUUUAUAGUGCGCUUGCAUGCCAGAGCGGCGACUAAGAAAGCACCUACUGGUGGUAGCAGCACGGCGGGACAUGUGACGGCAACAACCAAGGCCAAGCCAGCAAAGUCGACAACAAAGAAUAAACUAAAAAAUACCAAAUCUGAGCCACGUUCGCUGGAUGAAGAGCCACGCCGCAUUGAAGUGAGUGAUGCCAUGGCACAAAGCAAAUUGCAGGAACAGCUGAAACAGUUGCAAUUACAUCAAGACCAAAGCAUCAAAGCAAUUGCAAGCGGAACAAAAUCGAAUCCCAGUGAUGAUAAAUUACCUGGAAAUGUCAGCGACGCCCCCAACACGGCCGCUAAAUCACCGGAAAUGCGCAUCAUAUUAAAUGGAGACGCCAAUAGUGCUGUUAGUCAAAAGAAAACUUCAAAUAAAGCGCAUAAAACACAUACGAAAAAAAAUCAUGCUAAUGCCAAUACCAAUAACAACAACCACAAUGCGGGCUCGAAACUAAAGCAGAGCAAUAAAAGCAGCAGCAAGGACCACAAUGCCGGUAGUGGCAAGGAAGUUGAAAAACUGCAAAAGGCCGAAGGUAGCCUCUCUGGGCUGGCAUCAUUGAAGCGUGUCGGUAAUGUGAAAGUGGUAGCCAAUCCGGCAGGUUCCAAUUCAACUAUAAAGGCCAAAUUUACUUUGGGUCCAUUGACUUUGCGUGUGGAAAAGUCGUUCAAGCGCGGUAGUGUGCAUAGUGUGAAAAGUGCUACAGCGCGCACCAAUGAGAUGAUUGGCCGCAUAAAAUUCAGCGUUGUCAAUGAUCGCGCCACAUUGAUGUCCAUCAAGGUGCAACAACCGAAACAGGUGGAAGUGGAAAGCAAAGACAACCAUGACCGUACACGCGAGUUCGUCUGGCGGCGCACGCCCAAAAUCGCUAAACUGGUUAAUGAGAAACUAAAAUUAGCUGCCGAAUCGCUAUUCACAACCCAAGGUGUCGAGGUGGUGAGGCUGUAAAA
Molecule: messenger RNA, 1879 nt
Organism: Anastrepha obliqua
Lineage: Eukaryota; Metazoa; Arthropoda; Insecta; Diptera; Tephritidae
Product: dentin sialophosphoprotein-like
Exons: 8
Coding region: 24-1877 (617 amino acids)
Source: RefSeq, a predicted model, not a curated record